AUGAAUGACCUCAUGAUUCCCCUUAAAGAAAUCUUUGACAUCAUGCGUGCCGAGAUCCGCUACCUCCGGGAUGCCUGGCCUGAGGCAAUCCUCAUAUGGGUCGACAUCCUCGAACGAGGUGGCUGGGAUCGGAAAGAUGUACGUAAGAUGAAGAGGGUCAACCGCUUCGGUCGAGUGGAGGUCUUGUCCACAGGCAAGUCGGAUUACUGGCGGCCAGACAUCUCCACGGACGAACAGGGCUUGAGUGUUCGACUAGUAAAUGGGUCCAGACCAAGCGAGGGGCGUCUCGAAGUCUUUUACAACAACACAUGGGGUACAGUGUGUGGUGACGAUUUCAACAAUUUUGCAGCAACAGUUGUUUGUCGCAUGCUGGGAUACAAUAGAAACUUGGGCAAAGCUGCAGUAAAGUAUUCGGCCACAUAUGGACAGGGUACUGGCCCUAAAUGGCUGGAUGACGUGAGGUGCAACGGCAGCGAGUCGAGUUUGUUUAACUGCCAUGCCAACUGGGGAACGCACAACUGUGGUCAUAGCAAAGAUGUCGGAGUGGAUUGUAGCUUCAAUAUUCGGCUGGUAAAUGGAUCCAAGCCUAGCCAGGGGCGUCUCGAAGUCUUCGACAACAACACCUGGGGUACAGUCUGUGAUGACGGCUUCAACAGUUCGGCGGCUGAAGUUGUUUGUCGAAUGCUGGGAUUCACCGGAAACUUGACCACAGCUGCAGCCAAGAAUGGGGCCACUUAUGGACAGGGUACCGGUCCAAUAUUGCUGGAUGACGUGAGAUGCGACGGUACCGAGUCAAGUUUGUCCUACUGCCAGGCCAACUGGGGCACGCACAACUGUAGUCAUAGCGAAAUUGUCGGAGUGGAUUGUAACUUCAAUAUUCGGCUGGUAAAUGGAUCCAAGCCUAACCAAGGGCGUCUUGAAGUCUUCUACAACAAUACCUGGGGUACAGUCUGUGAUGACGGCUUCAACAGUUCGGCGGCUAAAGUUGUUUGUCGCAUGCUGGGAUUCACCGGAAAGUUGAUCACAGCUGCAGCCAAGAAUGGGGCCACUUAUGGGCAUGGUACCGGUCCAAUAUUGCUAGAUGAUGUGAGAUGCGACGGUACCGAGUCGAGUUUGUCGUACUGCAAGGCCAACUGGGGCACGCACAACUGUGGUCAUAGCAAAAUUGUCGGAGUGGAUUGUACUGCAGCCAAGAAUGCGACAACUUAUGGGCAGGGUACCGGUCUAAUAUUGCUGGAUGAUGUGAGGUGCGACGGUACCGAGUCAAGUUUGUCCUACUGCCAGGCCAACUGGGGCAAGCACAACUGUUGGAAUUUAGAAGAAGUCGGAGUGGAUUCUGCAGCCAAGAAUAGGGCUACUUAUGGGCAGGGUACCGGUCCAAUAUUGCUGGAUGAUGUGAGAUGCGACGGUACCGAGUCGAGUUUGUCCUACUGCCAGGCCAACUGGGGCACGCACAACUGUGGUCAUAGCGAAAUUGUCGGAGUGGAUUGUAGCCUGAAUAUUCGACUAGUAAAUGGGUCCAGACCAAGCGAGGGGCGUCUCGAGGUUUUUUACAAUAACGCAUGGGGUACAGUCUGUGAUGACGACUUCGACACUUUAGCAGCAACAGUUGUUUGUCGCAUGCUUGGAUUCACGGGAAACUUGAUCACAGCCGAAGCCAAGCAUGGAGCCACUUAUGGACAGGGUACCGGUCCAAUAUUGCUGGAUGAUGUGAGAUGCGACGGUGAUGAGUGGAGUUUGUCCUACUGCCAGACAAAUAAAUGGGGCGAGCACAACUGUAAUCAUGCGAAAGAUGUCGGAGUGGAUUGUGGCCUGGAUAUUCGACUAGUAAAUGGAUCCAGGUUUAAUCGGGGGCGUCUCGAGGUGUUCUACAACAACACUUGGGGAACGGUCUGUGAUGACGAUUUUAACAUUUUAGCAGCAAAAGUUGUAUGUCGCUUGCUGGGAUUCACUGGUAUCCAACCCGCGGUCCUGAAAUCGGCAGCUUUUGGAAGGGGUCCCGGUCCAAUAUGGCUUGAUGAAGUGCGAUGUAACGGUUCUGAGACGAGUUUGUCCAACUGCCAAGCCAAUAACUGGGGUGUGAACGAUUGCGAUCAUAACGAAGAUGUCGGAGUAAAUUGCGUGUUGGCGUGGUUUGAGAACUAA
Messenger RNA from Dreissena polymorpha, 2145 nucleotides. RefSeq names its product deleted in malignant brain tumors 1 protein-like. Lineage: Eukaryota; Metazoa; Mollusca; Bivalvia; Myida; Dreissenidae. The record is from RefSeq and is a predicted model, not a curated record. Gene Ontology annotation, cellular component: membrane.